AUCAUGAAAUAACAUAACUGAUAUUUUCCAAUACGAGCAAAGAGAGAGGACAUAAAAACACAGAGUAAAAAGAAUAGAACACGUAGAGAAAUAUACUUGUACGAAAAAAAAAACGAAGGAAAAAAGCGGGUCUUCUCUCGAGAUCUAAGAUCGAUCAUGCGCGGGCAGCAGCGGUGAGUAAACGCGCGCAUGCGCGGAACCUUUGUGUGUAUCGCGGUUUCGUCGAUGGCCACCUCCGUCAAAAUUAAUUUCACGAUUUUUGCCGCUAUUUUUCACCGUCGCGACGGCGAUCGCGCGUUUGACAGAUCACGCGACGCCGAUUCCCGAACGAAUAUUGGAGCGUGAUUAUCGUUCCUUUAAGAGGCUCCGGUUUGUCGACCUAAUCGUGUAUGUAUCGCCGCAAGAAAAAUUCCUUCCGGAGAAAAAAAACCGUGCAUGUACUACUGUGUAUGAUACGGAGAAUUGCACAAGCAACGCCAACAACAUGCUGAAUAUGUAUUAAAAUUCCAAAUCAUGGCACGCUGAUUGUGAAUCGAUCGUAGCGAGUCGCUCGCUCUCCCUCUUUCUAUCUCUCCCUCUCUUUCUCCCCCUCGGAAACCUACAUUGAAUGUCGAUAUGGUGAAGAUGGCAUAUGCAUCAUUACCCAAACUUGUACCCAUAAACUCGUCCAACAUGUGUCCAAACAACAUGACGCAAAUCACUUUGUCCGAGAUGUUGCAAUCAGAUCCAGUGAAACGCCUUUUUAAUCAACCAAAUAUUAUUAUUAAGACGAUUCCUUUAAGUUCAGUGAGUUCCGAGCUUGAUAAGGAUAUAUUUGGUGAUAAGAAGAAUGGCAUGAAUGCAACAACAUUGAAACCAUCUGCGAUAUCAAUAGUUCCUGUGAUGAUACCGGAUGAAGAAAGAGACGAUGCUAAUCUUCUGCCUUCAAAAAUAGAGGACAAGAAAUCGGAAAUUGCUCUGUUGCCCAUUAAAAAAAAAUUAUGUGGCCACAAUGAACCGUGCGAGAAUAUUGUUUGUGAUGUAAUGGUACAACAAUAUGUAGAUAACGACAGAGUGUCACCUAUGUUAGCAGUGAACAUAGAAGAGGAAGAGAUUAAUGCACCAGUUGGAAAGCAUUGCAAAAACAGAUAUUGCGAUGCGUUGAGUAUCGAUCAUAAUCGUUGUCGUCAGGCAUCAAUAAAGUUAUACAGAUGCGAUAAAUGUCGCGUAUGCGAUAUUUGUGGAAUAACGCUGGAAGGAUGGAGAUCUCGGAUACAUCAUAGGAAUUGCGCAAGAAAGAACGAGUACAGGCACAAUAAUGUGGAUAGAGCGGACUUGUUAAAGGAGAGGAUGCGUGAACGUGAGCUGCAAAUUUUGGAAGUCACGAAAAUGAAGAGAAACGAUUACUCGGAUCCCGCAAAAGCGAUGGAAACUUUGCGCAAAAAUGAGGAGAUAAUAAUCAUUCCAAAAACAACGCCUAGUCAACAACCGAUUAUCACCAUAACUUCAGUACCCACCACUCAAUCAGUUGGCUCUAAUGUAUCUAAUGCUCAACCUAUUAAAAUUAAUUCCCAAGCAAAUAACUUUGCGAAUAUUUUUGGAAAUUUGCCCUUUACGAUUUCACCACAAAACACGUUACGUCCGAUCGAAAGCAAAGCGCAACCGAUAAAUCAAGUUGGGUUCCCCAAUCUGCAACAGAAAUCAUACGUCGUGACGCCUACUUCAACUCCCACUUCCAUUCCUGCUUCUGUUGCUACUUCUGUUUCUACUUCAGUUCCAUCUUCGCAGAAUCAAUACGUUCUCGCAACUUGUUCAUCUCAAACUACCGCUAUUCAGCCUUUGACGAUAAGCAAUUGGGUCGUAUCACCAUCGCACGUUAUAACGACUACGCCGAUUCAGGCUAAACCGUUUUUGACGCCAAUACGCGUGGUGCCCAUAACUAACUUGAUAACCGCUCCAUCAUUGUUACAUCGGACCCAAGGUAUCCCCAAAUUCUGUAUUAUGGCGGAAAAUGUGGUAACCACACCGGUAACUGUACCAAAUCCAUCACCUCUUCAGCCCGCUGCUGCAACCGUUACUAACGCUGUUACCACCGUUAACACUGUUACAACAGCUACUGCUGUUACUACUUCUAAUACUAUUACCACAACGCAACAAAAGGAUGCCUCGAAGGUUCCGAUACAGCAUUAUUCAAUACAAAAAUUGCACAAAGGGCAAAAGGUCUUAAAGAAGAAGAAAACUUUUUUCUGCGAUUAUUGCUCGAAACAUUUCAGCACCGAUUGGUAUUUUAAAAUGCACGUUGCAAAGCACAAGGGCGUGAAGCUCUUCUUCUGCAAUCUUUGUGACGAGUCUUUUAGUAAUAAAUACGAUAUGAAGAAGCACAUGACUAAACAACAUAAUGGUCAAAAGGAAAUAUUUACGCAGCGAUCAAAGGAAUUUGCUUGUGAUAAAUGUGACUAUGUUUGCAAAUCGUUUGCUUUCUUCAAAAAUCAUGUUAAAACGCACGCGACAUUAAAUUCUGAUAAAGCAGACGCCAAAUUGAAGAAAGAGAAAUUAAAACUCUCAGAAAAAAAAAUAAAUCACACAUCAGUAAAUGAUUCAAACAAAAGGGAUACGAAGGACAUAAAUUGCCAGGAUACAUCCGAUAAUCUAAACAAGGAUAAAGUAGUUUCUGUUAUUGAUACAACAACACAGGAUAACAUCAAGAGUUCAGUUUUUCAAACAGUAACAAUAAAAAAUGAGGACGACACAGACUCGAUGAAUAAUGAGAACACCAGUGCGAAGAUGAAUGGGUUUACAUUCGUUUCCAUAGAAGAAAGUCUCGAUCCCAAAAAUUACAAGCAAGAAUCUAUUAUCAUGUCGUGAUAAAAAAGCGUGCAAUAUAUUUUAUUUAUAAGAAAUACGAACGAGAUUAUAUUCUGCCAAGUUUAUUAUAAAAAGCUUGGAAGAAUGGAAAAGCGUAAGUAUCCUAUCAACAACCAAAAAGCGUUAAAUGUAAAUAUGAGUAUAAUGUCGAUAUGAGUUUUGUACAACGCGUGAGCAAGAUAUACUUAUAUUAAAAUUAAUUUAUAAUUAUUAUACUCUUUGCAAGAGUAUUGACUGUAUCCUUUGAGAUAGUUGUAUAAUUGAGAUAGAUGAGAUAAAUGAAAUAGUUGUAUAAUUUAAUGAUGUGGAACACCGUGAUAUGAAUCUCGUUCAAAACAAAGGAUUCUUGAUUUAUGCAGUUGCACUUUAAAUUAUCGUGCAAAUAAAAAUCGCGACGAUUAAAAACUGCCUAUAUUUUUUCCACGUGAAGAUAAAAACGUUUAUAUAAAGAGUAGUGUUUAGAAUUUUAUUUAUUUAUACAUAAUAAUUUAAGAUUAUGAUUUUAGCUAGAUUUUCAAUAUCUCGGUUGUUACGGCUAUCAGUUAUAUUUAUGCUAGUAAUUUUUUCCCUUACAUUCCUACAUUAAA
Camponotus floridanus (Florida carpenter ant) is the source of this 3431-nucleotide messenger RNA. RefSeq lists its product as uncharacterized. Gene Ontology annotation, biological process: regulation of DNA-templated transcription. Lineage: Eukaryota; Metazoa; Arthropoda; Insecta; Hymenoptera; Formicidae. The transcript is spliced from 3 exons. Gene Ontology annotation, molecular function: DNA-binding transcription factor activity, RNA polymerase II-specific; RNA polymerase II cis-regulatory region sequence-specific DNA binding. The coding region runs from base 616 to 2844 and encodes 742 amino acids. The record is from RefSeq and is a predicted model, not a curated record.